UUCUCGGGUAAUCUAUACCAUUGUCCACAGAACUGAUGCAUACGCUUAUUGUGGGAGUGAGCUUGACUUGGAAGAAAAUCUCAUUGCUUACUUGAAGAGACAGUGAGAGAAACAGGAAGGUGGAGGUCUCUUGGGGACAGGGAAGAACUGCAGCUCCGCUGAGCGGGUUUCUGGGAGAGACACAAAGAUACUCUCCCUGCAUGGGCCCUAUUUCAUGGGAUACGUUAAGCAUCCCACGGGGAGUAGAAGGAGGGGGAGACUGGUAUACGCCUUCGAUUCAGUACUUUGUUCAGUUUCUUUUCCACCUGGCCAGGAAUGUUGGGGCUUUUGUUCUUUUUGUUGAACCUUCUGGCUUUUAAAAUCUUGAGAGCCUGGUGAAGACAGUGAUUUUUUCAUGUUCAGAGGCAAAGGAGUAGAGACAGAAAACUUGCUUAAUGGAGGCUCCCCAGCCCAGGCAGCUUUCGGUUCCAGGAAGCGAGUGACGCAACAGGCCUUUCCGGAAAUGACUGCUGUUCUUUCCCUUGCUGGUCUUGAUUUGUUUUGCCCUGGAAGGCCAGCUGAGUACGGCCCCCUUUGAAAGCAGCCUCCCUCCUGUUGGCUGUUUGGAUAAAGAACUGCUCCAGGCAAGCUGUGGCCCUGCUCUUUGUGUCCUCUGACUCAUCCCUUCUCUCUUUGUAACAACUUAUUUUAGUUUUCUGACGUCUUUUGGAGGAGUCUGUUAUGAGUUUAUUUCACAGCUCUGAGGUUUGUGCUUUGGGCUCAUGGAUUAGUUUUCUAAAGAGCUGUGCCUAGAUGAUGACGGGAUCCAUCAUAGAUAAACAUCAGCUCUUAUUUUAAAAUUGAUUGAAAUAAUGAUUUAAAUUUAAAAAUUGGUUUUUAAUCAAACUGUUUAGAAAAACCUCAAUUUUCAAAAUUUGAAUUGUGGUUUAAGGCAAUUUCUCCUGUCGUGAUCCAGCUUUCAGUAGCUAAUACUCCGACUUUACAGAACAGAGAGGUGGGGGUGAACUCCUGGGGUGUGUGAGUUGGCAAAGUUUUAAGUUGAACAUCAACACCAAACGUUUCUCAUCAAGGACUCACCAGCCAUUAGAAAAGGAUAACAUAGGGGGAAGGAACCUUUCAGAUGCUGUGGCCAUGGCUACAGGGCAGGUCUUGUUCCAGCGUUUUUUCUAUACGAAAUCAUUUGUGAAGCAUUCCAUGGAGCAUGUGUCAAUGGCCUGUGUUCACCUGGCAUCCAAAAUUGAGGAAGCACCACGCCGUAUAAGGGAUGUCAUUAAUGUAUUCCACAGACUUCGGUUUCUAAGAGAGAAAAAGAAGCCUGUCCCUCUAAUAUUGGAUCAAGAGUAUGUGAACUUGAAGAACCAAAUUAUAAAGGCUGAGAGGAGAGUGCUGAAAGAACUGGGCUUUUGUGUGCAUGUGAAGCAUCCUCACAAGAUAAUCGUUAUGUACCUUCAGGUAUUAGAAUGUGAACGUAACCAACACCUGGUCCAGACCUCAUGGAAUUACAUGAAUGACAGCCUGCGGACAGAUGCCUUUGUACGGUUCCAUCCUGAGACCAUUGCUUGCGCCUGCAUUUACCUUGCUGCUAGGACUCUGGAGAUUCCUCUUCCAAACCGUCCCCACUGGUUUCUCCUUUUUGGAGCGACAGAGGAGGAAAUUCAGGAGAUCUGCUUGAAAAUUUUGCAGCUGUAUACGCGGAAAAAGGUGGAUUUAGCUGUUCUUGAGAGCCAAGUAGAGAAGAAGAAGCUGGCCAUUGAAGAGGCGAAGGCACAGGCCAAGGGCCUUCUCCCCGACAGCACGCCCAAUUUGGAUGCCGUGUCAGGGUUUUCUCCUGUCCCCAAAACUGAGUCUCCAAAAGAAAAUAAAGGGGCCAAGCCUUCCCCGCUUGCUGCCCAGGUGGUUAAGAAUGCCAAGAAGAAGCCGGAAGGGGCGAAGAGGGUGAAAUCUAACAGUCCUGUCAAUGGCCUUCAGAAAAGCCGAGAGAGCAGGAGUGGAAGCAGAGACCAGAGUUACUCUCGGUCACCCUCGCGAUCGCCAUCCCCAAAGCGGAGGAAGAGCGAGAGCUACUCCCCCUCGAGCGGUUCCAAAUCCCACAGCCGCUCCCGGAGUCGGAGCGACUCUCCCCCGCGGCAGUUCAACCACAGCAGCUCCAGUUACAAGAGCUCCAAGCUGAGGAGUUACAAGAAGGCCCGGAGCUACAAGUACGCCUCCCCCAAGCCCCGGAAGUCCCGCAGCCGGAGCUCCUCCCGGUCCCGGAGCCGCUCGCGGGAGAGGUCCUCGGCCCACUCGGGGAAGUACAAGAAGAAGAGCCAUUACUACCGGGAGCAGAGGCCCGAGCGGCCGCAUCCUUACGAGAGGCCCAGCCAUCGCUACGAGAGGGACCAUCCUGGCCACAGCCGGCACAGAAGGUGAAGCGGGAGCCGAGAGAACAGCCAAAGAGACCCCCCCCUCCAAAAGGGUCCAGGGUUCAACGCGGUGCCUGUUUCUACCUAGGCUGGAUUCUGAGAGCUCAAGAGACAUCUUAUUUUUAUUACUUUUGACAUGUCUGUACACAACGUGCCUGUUGGGUGCAAAUUCUGCCGACGAACACUGAGAAGGAAGGAUCUGGAUCUCUUCUGUCCGUGCUUCUGAUGGAUUCGGGUUCUCUCGUUGGGCGGGAGAGCCUCUCUCUCUGCCUGGAUCUGCUGUCAGUAAGACUGGUGAUGCUCCCUUCUGGUUUUGAGCAGGACUGUGGCCAGAUCAGCAGCCGGAUUCUGUGCAGGGCUGUUGAGAGUGUUCAGCCCCACACACCCCUUUUUAUUUUCUAACGCGUCUUUGGAAACUCAAACCCUAUUGCAUUUGGAGGUGCUAACCGCGGUCCUUGUUUUUCUUACUGCAAUGGAUGUGCUUGCAUUGUAUAAUACAAGGUGAUUUUUUUGGUUUAAUUUUUAGGAUCCAUGCCUAUUGUAGGCAUCCGUUCUGUGUGUGUGUGUGUGUAUGUGUACAUAUAUAUAUAUGGUGUUAGAACAGUUUGGUCAAAGAAAGGCCUUAAGCCCCUUUAAGGAAGUGCAAAUGCAUUUGUUUAAAUUUAGGGGACUUACACGAACAUUCUGAGUUUCGACAACUUUGGGAAGUCUUUCAUUGAGGAAUAAUCUCUCCUUCCCCUGGCCUUUCCCUCCCCUAUAAAUAACUCUGUGGAAAUGUGAAAAGUUAUUUAGAUUCCAUGUGUUGGAAGUGGUCUAUUUUUUAAACUGGUGAACCGCCUGGUGCUGGCCACUAGCUCAGGACUUGGGAUGUUUUCAUAUAAUAUGUUUUAUGUGGUUUAGAUAAACUCUUUACUCAGGAUCUUUAAAGAAAUGCUGAAGAACUGAUAGUUUGUCCGCUCCUUGCUUGCUUAAGAGAAAGUGUUUAUAUUAAGAGAGAAAUGUAUUACAGUGCAGGAAUAUCCGUUUUAGAGGUAUCCCUGAACUGACCUCCCUGUUUUUCCCUGAUUUUCAUUAAAGUAUUUGAUUUUGUAUUUAAA
This is a messenger RNA of Pogona vitticeps (central bearded dragon), 3499 nucleotides long. The record is from RefSeq and is a predicted model, not a curated record. Lineage: Eukaryota; Metazoa; Chordata; Lepidosauria; Squamata; Agamidae.